This is a messenger RNA of Miscanthus lutarioriparius, 2838 nucleotides long. Lineage: Eukaryota; Viridiplantae; Streptophyta; Magnoliopsida; Poales; Poaceae. The record is from the annotation of a GenBank genome assembly.
AUGGAGGUGGUGAGCGCUUCCCAUGGCUCGUUGAGUCCCCUGCUGGGGAAGCUCACGGCUCUGCUCGCCGAUGAGUGUGGCCGUCUCAAAGGCGUCCGCCGUGAGAUUCGCUCGCUCAAAUCUGAGCUGACCAGCAUGCAAGCGGCGGUUCAGAAGUACUCCAUGUUGCAAGAUCCCGAUGUCCAGGCGAAAGCAUGGAUAUCGCUGGUGAGGGAGCUUGUCUAUGACACCGAGGAUGUCAUCGACAAGUUCAUCCACCAGCUCGGUGAUGGCGGCCACCAAAGUCAGAGUGGCUUCAAGGAGUUCUUCAGCAAGACUAUUCGUGGUCUCAAGACGCUCGGGUCUCGCCGUGGAAUCGCCAGCCAAAUCGGCGACCUGAAGGUACGUGUCAAGGAGGUGAAAGAGCUCAAGAAUAGUUACAAGCUGGACGAUACUGCUCGUAUCACCGAUACUGCUCGUAGCACCUGUGAGCAUUCAGCCGUGGAUCCCCGAUUGUCUGCUCUUUUUGUAGAGGAGACACAUCUUGUGGGCAUUGAUGGUCCAAGAGACCAUCUCGUCACUUGGAUGAUGGAAGAAGAAAAUAGUUCGGCCAAGCAUAGCAGGGUGCUAUCUAUUGUUGGGUUCGGUGGGUUGGGAAAGACGACAUUGGCAAAGGAAGUCUGUCACAAGAUCCAGGGGUAUUUUGAUUGUCAUGCUUUUGUCUCUGUCUCACAGCAGCCGAAUGUAAAGAAAAUUAUGAAGGAUGUGAUCUCUCAAGUGCCUUGCAAGAAAGAUUUUUUAGAAGAUAUCGACAUUUGGGAUGAAAAGAAAUUCAUUGGGAAGCUUAGAGAACUGUUACAAGAUAAGAGGUACCUCAUCGUUAUUGAUGAUAUAUGGUCUACAGCGGCAUGGGACACUAUUAAAUGUGCUUUCCCGGAGAAUAAAUUUUCUAGCAGAAUUAUAGCAACUACACGCAUCGUUGAUGUAGCAAGGUCAUGUUGUCUCGGUGGUAAUGACCGCAUGUAUGAAAUGGAAGCUCUAAGUGAUGUUCACUCCAGAAAAUUGUUUUUCAAGAGAACAUUUGGAUCUGAGGACAGUUGCCCGGAAGGGCUAAAACAAGUUUCAAAUGAAAUAUUGAAAAAAUGCGGAGGCCUACCACUAGCAAUCAUCAGUAUUUCAAGUUUAUUGGCAAACAAACCAUCCCUCAAAACCGAGUGGGAGAAGGUCAGAAGGUCAAUUGGUUCUGCGUUGGGCAAGAAUAGAAGCUUGGAGGGCAUGAAUAGCAUCCUAUGCCUUAGCUACAACGAUCUUCCACCUAAUCUGAAGACCUGUUUAUUAUAUCUAAGUAUAUUUCCUGAAGAUUAUGUGAUUGUGAGAGAGACAUUGGUGAGACGCUGGAUAGCAGAGGGAUUUAUCUCUGAAGAGCGUGGACUUAGCAAACAAGAGGUCGCCGAGAACCACUUCUAUGAGCUAAUCAAUAAAAGCAUGGUCCAACCAGUGGACGUUGGCUAUGAUGGUAAGGCUCGGGCCUGUCAAGUCCAUGACAUGAUGCUUGAGCUCAUUAUUUCAAAAUCAAUUGAAGAUAAUUUCAUCAGUGUGGUAGGCCACGGGCAAACUGAUUUGGUAAAUCGCGAAGGUUCUAUUCGUCGACUAUCAGUCCAACACAUUGAUAAGGAGCUUGUGUCUGUAUUGGAAAAUCAAGAUCUAAGCCAUGUCCGAUCCCUAAGAGUAAUAACAUCAAGUUGCAUCAAACACUUGCCUAGCCUUGUUAAGUUUCAAACUUUGCGUGUACUAGAUUUUGAAGGUUGUCAGGGUCUGGAAGAGUAUGAUAUGAAUGGUAUAGAUAAACUAUUCCAGCUGAAGUACUUGAGCCUUAGGGGAACUAAUAUGUCAGAGAUCCCCUCAGGAAUUGUGAGGCUUUAUGAUCUGGACACGCUGGAUCUUACCAAUACAUAUAUAGAAGUGUUACCAUCCAGAAUUGUUCAGCUCACUAAACUACAAUAUCUACUCGUUGGAAGAUUUCAUUCUCUUCAUUCUCUUCGUGGCCAUACAAAGAUACCCGAUGGGAUUGGAAACAUGAGUAACCUGAGGGUUAUCACAGGCUUCAAUAUUACCAAGAGUUCAUUAGGUGCGGUGGCAGAGCUUGGGAACCUAACCAGUUUGAAUGAAUUGCAUCUACAGCUAGACGGUAGAGGAUCUGAGAAAUAUAAGAGGCACGAAGAGAUGUUACUCUUCUCACUAUGCAAGCUUGGCAGCUGCAAACUCCAGUCUUUUUGGAUAUGUACUAGUGAUUCAACACCCCUCCAGUUUUUAGAUUCUUGGUCCCCUCUGCCAUCUUCCCUCCAGAGAUUUCGGAUGACCACCAGCUACUAUUUACCGAAGAUUCCAAAAUGGAUCACACCAGCACUCUCCAGUCUGGCAUACCUAAACAUUAAUUUAGUAAAAGCAACGGAGGAGGAUCUGGGCGUACUUGGAGAGAUACCUGCCUUAAUUUCUCUGCUGCUAACUUUCAAAACUUUCCAGGAAGAAAGACUUACCAUCAGAGGCCAUGGAUUCCCCUGUUUGAAGGAACUCUACAUUUACAGUAGAUAUUCUUGUGCGAUAAACCUGCUGUUUGAGGAAGGGGCGCUGCCGAAGCUUGAGAAGCUUCACCUGCCGUUCUUAGUUUUAUGCGCAAAAUCCAAUGGGUUCUACUUAGGCAUUGGCCACCUCCCAUGCCUGAAACAUGCUACAAUCAUUCUUCGUAACGAUGGUGGUGCCUCGUCUUCAGAAAACAGGGCCGCAGCAGCUGCCAUAUGGAAUGAAGCAAAUGCCCACUCCAAUCAUCCGAGGUUAACUAUCUAUGGAGAAAUGGAAUAG